Messenger RNA from Didymodactylos carnosus, 2614 nucleotides. Lineage: Eukaryota; Metazoa; Rotifera; Eurotatoria; Philodinida; Philodinidae. The record is from the annotation of a GenBank genome assembly.
UAUGUAUGUACGUCCGUCACACUCACUGGUCACUAUAUGUAUGUACGUCCGUCACACUCACUGGUCACUAUAUCUAUGUACGUCCGUCACCGUGUGUACUUACGUCCGUCACACCUCUGUACGGACAAACAAACACACACAAACACUUUCUACUUUUUCGAAUGACCAACUUUUUUUCGUAUGACCAUAGACUUACAGUCAAUGGAAUAUUUAUAAAAAUAUUCUUUGAGAACGUCUUUUUAAGCCGACCGAGUGAAACUCGGAGAGGUUUAUUCUGUUUCACUACAAAAAUUUCUUUUUUCUUUCUUCGUUCUUCCACACCCUACUCUCUGCUUCAAUUCAGCCACUCGAUCAUAGCAUCACUAAUCGUACAGAUUUGUGAAACAGCUAAAGUUAUUUUUUCGAUACAUGUUUUAAUUAUUAAGUAAUGAGUCUCAAAAGUUGAGCAUAUUUUCAAUAACUUUUCUAUGAGAUAAUUAAUUGCCACAUGACACUUCAUAUACAUUCAGUAUGAAUAGUGUAGAGUGAUUCACUAAGUAGUUACGUGUAGGGCUGUGACAGUUACCAUUAUCGUUACAGUAACUGUAAUUGCUGGUCGGUUACCGUUCUUUGUAACGGUAACGUGUAAGCAGUUACCGUACAAGUAACGGUAACGAUCAGUUACAAGUAACGGUAACUGUUCAGUAUCUCUUUCAAGAGUCAAAUCUCUAAAUAUCUAGGUAUCCAGGGUGAGGGUGAAAGUUCGUAGCCUCACCCUCACCCUGGAUACCUAGAUAUUUAGAGAUUUGACUCUUGAAAGAGAUACUGAACAGUUACCAUUACUUGUAACUGAUCGUUACCGUUACUUGUACGGUAACUGCUUAUCCGUUACCGUUACCAAGGACGGGAACUGUUCAGCAGUUACCGUUACCGAGUAACGGUGGUAACGAUAACUGGUAACUGUCACAGCCCUAGUUACGUGCUGCUUAUCAGUCUAUACUUCUGUAUAAUUUGAUGCAUUUAUACUCUGAAACACUAUUAUCGAUAGAAUGCAUCAUAUGUUUACUAUUAGAGCACUGAGAGUAAAAGAGACAUGGUAAUAAUUUUUAAAACUUGUGUCCAGCAACAUCAGAUCAAUAAUGCACUGUCCGUUACUAGUCCAUUCAGUAGCUGUAAACACCGAAUUUAUAUUGAAGUUUGAUCAAUCACAAUUUCACCCCGAAAGUUUACAGCUACUGACAAAAAACCUUCUGCAAACCACAAUAUAAACUUUAAACGGACAAGUCCUAGGACGUUUUCACAAAAUAGUUAAAAAAAACGAAACUGUUCCACACAAAAAAGUGACACGGAUAGUGAUUGUAAGCCUAACGUUGAUGAAUAUAUGGAAGUUCGAAAGUAAUUUAUCAACACUAAGAGGAGAAACGCUUGGGAUCAUUCACGUCAUUCGGGCAGCAUGCGGACAAUUUAACAAAUACAUUUUGCGGUGUAUUAAGCUAUUUUUGAUGAAAUGAGCUGAUAAUUUAGAAAAUGAUCCCUUCAACAAUUUUUAUCGAUAAAAGUUCGAAAGAUUAUUUACAUCAGCCUAGAACUAUUUAUUCGGCAUACUUCGUCAUCGUAUAGAGUAAAACGUUAUAGAGAUAAAUGUACUAGGAAAAAAGUCAAGAUUGUAAUCAUUGAAUCUAAGGACCACUUACACGGUUUGGUAGACCAUACAUUUUUGUUUGAGAUUGUGUACAGCUGAUAUGGGUUAUAUUUUAUUCAGCUGUAUAAAAGUCUAUAAUUCUCAGAGCAUAUUAAUAAUUAUAGGUUGAAUAAUAACUCAUCAAUUCGUUCCGUUCGCCAAGGCUUAACGGAUAAUGGACUAUCGCUGCGCUUUUAUUUGCAUGAUUAUUUGACAUUUCCAUCGAAUCGAAAUUAUCCUGGUAUUGUUGUGUUUACUCAUCAUCACGAUGAAGUGCACACAGCCGCUGAUUUCCAGUUAAUACAACCAGGACAAUUUUAUAUGAUUACUUUCAGGAAAGAGAAUUAUACGAGUCUUGGAGGUUCAUAUGAACGAUGUACAAAUGAAAUGUUGAGCGAUCAAGCUUAUUUAAUGUCAAAAGGUUUCGGUGAAAAUGAUUAUGGUUACGAUCAAUCAUUAUGUGUCAAUCUAUGUGAGUUGAAAUUCAUUUAUCGAGCAUGCGGAUGUGUUCCACUUUUACAUUUUCCAAUAGAAAAAUUAUUAGUUAAUGGUGAACUUAAAUCAGUUUCUUACUGCAACAUAAAUGAUUCUUCCAUUAAUAAUAUCGUAAAAGAACAAAUGGAAAUAUUUCGUUCAACUAAUUAUCAACAAACAUGUCCACAUUGUUUGAAAAAGUGCUCAUCAAGUAAAUACAAUCUCUUCGUUUCGUCAUUACAAGCACCAGCACAUACGCAUAUUGAUCAAUUAGUUAAAGAAGUUGAAAAACUAGCUGCCAAGACUAACAUCUCAUUACCAAAUGAUUUUUAUUCAAACACACUUGAACACUUUAGAAUGAAUUACGUUGAAAUGGUCAUAACUGCAAAAAAUAAUUAUUUUGUUAGCGUCAGCACACAACAACCAGCAUAUACAUUUCCGAUGUUAAUAGCCGACCUUGGAGGAUUUCUCGGAUCGUAA